This is a messenger RNA of Vespa velutina, 1094 nucleotides long. RefSeq lists its product as uncharacterized. Bases 221 to 805 code for a protein of 194 amino acids. NCBI's taxonomy places the organism in Eukaryota, Metazoa, Arthropoda, Insecta, Hymenoptera, Vespidae. The transcript is spliced from 3 exons. Gene Ontology annotation, cellular component: mitochondrial outer membrane. Gene Ontology annotation, biological process: monoatomic anion transmembrane transport. The record is from RefSeq and is a predicted model, not a curated record. Gene Ontology annotation, molecular function: voltage-gated monoatomic anion channel activity.
UCAUAAAGCACAAGAAUAAUAUCGGUUAUGAAUUCGAUAUAAAAAUAAUAGAAAUUAAGUAGAAAACUAUGUUUAUGUUGACCUUCUUUCAUACGAAUAGUUGGAUGGUCUCUUAGAAACUAAAUAUAAGACUGAAGACUACGGUAACUUCAUACAAAGAUGGACGACCGACGGAACGGCUUCCAUAGGUUGCGAACUGACUGGAAAAAUUAUCGAGAAUAUGAGCAUGUUAUCCGAAUUCUUUUACAAUCCACAAACUUCGUUUAAGGGCAUGAAACUCGAUGCAAAAUAUAGCAACGAGAGGGUCACUGGAGUUUGCUCAUUAGUUAACGACAACUUCGACUCGAACUUGAAUCUUUAUGGUGGAGUUGUUAUGAGGAUCAAGGAGAUCUUCCUAGGUUACCAAUGUGGUUACAAGACAGCUACCAAAGAGUUGACGAAGAACGACAUCGGAGUAGCCUUUGGCCUUCAGGACAUUUUCUUCCAUUUCAGAUGCAAUUCGAUACCACGCGAAUUUGGUUGUUCUAUCUUGUAUAAAGUUAAUUCCGAUUGGGACAUCGCGAUGAAUGGAAUAUCGUCGAAUAGCGAGAAUUGGAAUGAGUGGAUGAUUGGUAUAGCAGCGAAAUACAUACUAGAUGAAAAUUCGGUCCUACGAUUCAAGAUAAACAGUGCUAUGCAAUUCGGUACGAGCCUACAGCAAAAGUUGAACGAGAGCACGACGGUCUCAUUGUCAUUUUGUUUGGAUUGCAUGGAUAUUACUAAAGGCAAUCAUAAAGUCGGCUUGGCGAUCGACAUCGAAGCUUGAGAGGAUGAGAACGUUAUUGAAUACUUUAAGAUAUGAUUUUAUUAUCAUGGUCACAGUCAGUCAUCAUUAUUUUUUUUUCGUCUCGAAUUUUCGCGUCAUUUUUCUGGCGCGUAAUACGAACGUAUUGCUUGUAAUAAUACAAUAAUAAUGAUGUUAUUUAUAAUAAUAUUUUUUAUAGAUAUUCUGUUCUUAUUAAGAACGAAGACGAAUAUCUUUUUCAAUGAAUGAGCGAAUAAAUGAACGAAUGAAAUUAUAUUUAUUACUUAACAACAUAUUUAUGUAAAUUAAU